UCGCUAGCGCACCCAGCCCGCAGACUCCUCACGAAAUCGGAGGCGAAACAACGCGUCUCACGCCGUCGUCGUCGGCAUCGACGCGAAGACGCAGCCCUUUUCUUCAACGUCACUAGCAAGAACAGCUGAGAAAGGGCACUGAACUCCCCGGUGGACAACGGUCAUCCUUGGAUUACGAGCGCAAUAUGGAGACCGCUUUUCGGGCACUGCCGCUGGCGGCGUUUCUGCUGCUCCUGCUGCACCGCGUGCUGCUGGCCAGCGCCGGCGGGCCGGGCGGUCUCUUGCCCGACGUGGAGCCCGUGGAGGCCGCCCAGAUCGCCAAGUACAUCCCGCUCAUCCAGCAGAUCGAGGCCAUCGAGCGCAUCAAGGCCAUCAAGGCCAUCAAGUCCAAGGGGGACUCGUAUCCGCCCUUCCUACCCAUCGUCCUUGCCCUUCACCACAAGUCCGAGCAACAACAGUCAGGAAAGAAGAAACUCCGGUUAUUCAGCCUCUUCAGCUGAUCCUCUUCAAGAGUGCAGCAAUUCAGCAGUGGGGCGCUGGACGCCCAAACCAGACAAUCACCACUAACAUAGACACGCUUAACAGUACGAAUAUCAGAAGACACAAGACAAGUUCCACAUGUAGCGGGUGGAAGUCAUCAAUCUGUAAUAUUUCUGCACGAGUAAAACUCAUUUUCGCAUGAAGUUCAA
This is a messenger RNA of Dermacentor andersoni, 689 nucleotides long. RefSeq lists its product as uncharacterized. NCBI's taxonomy places the organism in Eukaryota, Metazoa, Arthropoda, Arachnida, Ixodida, Ixodidae. The record is from RefSeq and is a predicted model, not a curated record.